AUGGAAUCAAUAUGUCCAAACUGCUCGACUACACCGAGAGGAGUUUCAUCUCCUCUUAGAAUUGCCAGUCAGCUAGGCGAGGGCGGCGCAAAGCUGGCUUUAUUGAUUGAAAACCUUCAUAGAGACCGAUCACUCCUUAUGAAUGAUUGCCGCGGCCCGGUUAAAAGGUAGGUUUACCCUUGAUUCGGUGGCUCAUAAGAAAACAAUAAUAACUGAACCGUAUAGUGUCGUUUUCAGCACAUGGACUAAAUCGCUUGAUCUCGUUCAAAAAGAGCUCGAAAAAACAGAUAUUAAGUUCCAGCGGAUUGACGGACAGACGAGUCUGACCGGACGUAAACAUGCUCUCGAUGUCUUCAGUGGAGAUUCGCAUUGCACUGUACUAUUAGCGACUGUUGGAAGCGCUGGUGAAGGGUAUAAGAGCCCAUUUUUAUUUUGUUAUUUAUUUUGCGAUGAUCUGCUGGAUAUAAAAACACGGCUAACAACAUCCGAAAUUAGGAUUGAUCUUACUGCGGCCAACAUUGUUCACCUGCUGGAACCCAGCUGGAAUCCAAUGACCGAGGCUCAAGCUGUUGAUCGUAUCCACAGAAUCGGUCAACAGAGAGAGGUGAUGAUAAAGAAAUAUAUUACUCGUGAUUCCAUCGAAACAGUACGUCCGGCUCUUUCCGUUGAGGCCCUUCAUCUAACCCCUAUCUGUAGUACGUUCAAUGGAUACAAAGGAACAAGAUCCGUCUCAUCGAGCGUUCCCUAA
This is a messenger RNA of Clonostachys byssicola, 748 nucleotides long. The record is from the annotation of a GenBank genome assembly. NCBI's taxonomy places the organism in Eukaryota, Fungi, Ascomycota, Sordariomycetes, Hypocreales, Bionectriaceae.